Messenger RNA from Eucalyptus grandis, 1369 nucleotides. Its product is annotated as peroxidase 5. Gene Ontology annotation, cellular component: plasmodesma; plant-type cell wall. The record is from RefSeq and is a predicted model, not a curated record. Lineage: Eukaryota; Viridiplantae; Streptophyta; Magnoliopsida; Myrtales; Myrtaceae. Gene Ontology annotation, biological process: response to oxidative stress; hydrogen peroxide catabolic process. Gene Ontology annotation, molecular function: heme binding; peroxidase activity. The coding region runs from base 60 to 1067 and encodes 335 amino acids. The transcript is spliced from 2 exons.
ACGCAAGAUAAACCUCACAUCCUCAUCGAGUUCUCACUUUCCUUUGAGCAACAGCGGCUAUGGCUUCCAUUCAAGCCCUGGUCGCUUCCUUCUUCCUAGUUUUUGCUGUAUCUGCAACAGCUCUCCCUACGCAGGUGUACCCGUUGUCUUCGCCAUCGUCCCUCAGCGUCGGAUUCUACAAAUAUACAUGCCCUCCUGCCGAAGCCAUCGUCAGAGCCACUCUUUAUGAGGCCUUUUCCAGUGAUCCGGGGUUGGCUGCUGAUUUCCUCCGGAUGUAUUUCCACGACUGCUUCGUGAGGGGCUGUGAUGCAUCCAUCCUCCUAAAUUCAACCAAGGGAAACACUGCCGAAAAAGAUAGCCCCGUGAACAACCCUAGUUUAGAAGGUUUCGAUGUCAUCGACCAAGCGAAAGCCCGGCUAGAAGCCGCAUGCCCGCGAACUGUCUCGUGCGCCGACAUCAUCGCAUUUGCGGCCCGAGACAGCGUCUUCAAGGCUGGCCGUAUCUACUACGAUGUCCCCUCGGGCCGUCGUGAUGGUCGCAUCUCCCGCGCCUCCGAGGUGAUCCAGAACCUCCCUCCCCCGACCUUCACUGUGCCGCAACUCAUUGCCAACUUCGCGAGAAAAGGGUUCUCAAUGGACGAGAUGGUGACCCUCUCGGGAGCACACUCCAUCGGCAGCUCUCACUGCUCGUCCUUCUCGAACCGUCUGUACUCGUUCAACGCGACGCACAAGCAAGACCCGUUGUUGGACCCUAAGUACGCGGCCUUCUUGAAGACCAAGUGCCCCCAGGGCAAUUCCAAGACGGACCCGAAGGUGGCGCUCGACAGCAUCACGCCAAACACUCUGGACAACAAGUACUACCAACAGCUACUGACUUACCGUGGGUUGUUCUCUUCCGAUGAGGCGCUGUACACUAGCAAGUUGACGAAAGGGAUGGUGUUGAACAACGCAAAAUACGGCCGCGUGUGGGGGCUUAAGUUCGUGAAGGCAAUGGUGAAGCUGGGCUCGCUCGACGUGCUCACUGGUCAACAGGGCGAAAUUAGGAAAGUUUGCGGCGCCGUGAAUUGAGCGUACUCACCAUGCUGAUGCGUUGCUUUGUGCUUUUCUUCGGCAGAAAUGGAUCAGCAGUUGUUCUUCAUUCUCUAUGCAUUUUUUUGUUUCGAUUCUUUCAGUUGUCUUUGAGGUUUGGCAAACUUGUGUAGCUUAUUUGUGAUGUUUCUUUUCCAGUUCGGUUUGAAUUUGUGAUGCAUGGUGCAUCCGAAUGAUGCAAAUGCUUGAGUGAAUCCAAAAAAUGGAGUGGAGGAAUUUGAUUUGAAAGGUGGUCCGUGUAGAUCAUUUAUUUUAUUUUCUUGGCAUGAUGGAAUUGGAAA